Pogona vitticeps (central bearded dragon) is the source of this 4613-nucleotide messenger RNA. It is a transcript of the gene MTMR2, whose product is annotated as myotubularin related protein 2. The record is from RefSeq and is a predicted model, not a curated record. Gene Ontology annotation, cellular component: cytoplasm; membrane. Gene Ontology annotation, molecular function: phosphatidylinositol-3-phosphate phosphatase activity; phosphatidylinositol-3,5-bisphosphate 3-phosphatase activity. NCBI's taxonomy places the organism in Eukaryota, Metazoa, Chordata, Lepidosauria, Squamata, Agamidae. Gene Ontology annotation, biological process: phosphatidylinositol dephosphorylation.
GGCGCGCAAAGGGGGGACCCAGCAUGGAGAAGAGCGCCAGCUGCGAGAGCCUCGCCUCCAAGCCGGCGCCGGCCGCCACCCGCCAGCCGAGUAUCGAUUCCCUCUCCAGUGCUUCCACCUCUCACUCGGAUCAUUCGACACAUACAAAAUCUGCUUCAGUCGUCUCGUCGGAUUCUGUCUCUACCUCUACAGAAAACUUUUCUCCAGAUUUAAGGGUUCUCAGGGAAUGUAACAAAUUGGCUGAAAUGGAGGAACCUCCUUUGCUCCCAGGAGAAACAAUUAAGGACAUGGCAAAAGAUGUUACUCACAUCUGCCCAUUUACUGGUGCUAUUAGAGGAACGUUGACUGUCACAAAUUACAGGCUAUACUUUAAAAGCAUGGAAAGGGACCCACCUUUUGUUCUAGAUGCUCCUCUCGGAGUUAUCAACAGGGUCGAGAAAAUUGGAGGGGCUUCCAGCCGUGGUGAAAAUUCGUAUGGUUUAGAGAUUGUAUGUAAGGAUGUCCGGAACCUACGUUUUGCCCAUAGGCCUGAGGGGCGUACAAGAAGAUCCAUAUUUGAGAACUUGACGAAAUACGCGUUUCCAGUCUCAAAUCAUUUGUCUCUUUUUGCAUUUGAAUACAAAGAGGUUUUCCCAGAAAAUAGCUGGAAGGUUUAUGAUCCUGUUCUGGAGUAUAAAAGACAGGGGAUUCCUAAUGAAAGCUGGAGAAUCACGAAGGUCAACGAACAGUAUGAACUUUGUGAUACGUAUCCUGCCCUUCUUGUGGUUCCUGCCAAUAUUCCAGAUGAGGAAUUGAAGAGAGUGGCUGCCUUCCGAUCAAGGAGUCGAAUACCGGUCUUGUCAUGGAUUCAUCCAGAAAGCCAAGCCACCAUUACUCGCUGCAGCCAACCAAUGGUUGGAGUGAGCGGCAAACGGAGCAAAGAGGAUGAGAAAUACUUGCAGACGAUCAUGGACUCCAAUGCACAGUCCCACAAAAUAUUCAUCUUUGAUGCCAGACCAAGUGUCAAUGCUGUAGCCAACAAGGCUAAAGGAGGAGGCUAUGAAAGUGAGGACGCCUAUCAGAAUACAGAGCUUGUCUUCCUAGAUAUCCAUAAUAUCCAUGUUAUGAGAGAGUCCUUGAGAAAACUAAAGGAGAUUGUAUAUCCCAACAUAGAAGAGACUCAUUGGCUGUCUAAUUUGGAAUCAACUCAUUGGUUAGAACAUAUCAAGCUGAUUCUUGCAGGUGCUCUUCGGAUAGCUGACAAGGUGGAAUCUGGGAAAACCUCUGUGGUUGUGCAUUGCAGUGAUGGUUGGGACCGAACAGCCCAGCUCACGUCUCUUGCUAUGCUCAUGCUGGACGGCUACUAUCGGACCAUACGAGGGUUUGAAGUGCUGGUGGAGAAGGAAUGGCUGAGUUUUGGGCACAGAUUCCAGCUGAGAGUAGGCCAUGGUGACAAGAAUCAUGCCGAUGCAGACCGCUCUCCUGUUUUUCUCCAGUUCGUUGACUGUGUCUGGCAGAUGACAAGACAGUUUCCCACAGCCUUUGAAUUCAACGAGUGCUUUCUGAUCACAGUUCUGGACCACCUCUACAGCUGUCUGUUUGGGACAUUCCUGUGUAAUAGUGAGCAGCAGAGGGUGAAGGAGGGUCUUCCAAAAAAGACAGUGUCACUCUGGUCCUACAUAAAUAGCCAGCUCGAAGACUUCACCAACCCCCUGUAUGCCAGCUACACCAACCAUGUUCUGUAUCCUGUAGCCAGCAUGCGCCAUCUAGAGCUGUGGGUCGGGUACUACAUCCGGUGGAACCCACGGAUGAAACCACAGGAGCCGGUGCAUAACCGUUACAAGGAACUUCUGGUGAAACGAGCUGAGCUUCAAAAGAAAGUUGAUGAACUACAGCGAGAAAUUGCCAACCGCUCCACUUCGUCCUCUGAAAGAGCUGGCUCUCCUGCACAAUGUGUAACUCCAGUCCAGACGGUUGUAUAACGCAGUGUGUCCUGCCUCCAGAACCUUGCUGUAAGGCAGCUUUUCUAGAAAAGAAGGCUUACAAGAGAAAUUUCUGAACUUAGAAGGCAGACCUCUGGAGUCUUAAACACUCUAUUUAUUGAACAGCCACCCUCCGGGUUAUUUUGCUAGGGCUGUAACACUACAGGAAACAAAUGCUUAUUUAUUUAAUUUUUUUUUAAAUGGCUUCUCAUAUAAUUAAACUUCUUGAGGGCUAAUUACAACAAAACUAGCUAUGUAGCCUUCCAAAACAAAAGGAGAACAUUUUUUAAAGUUGCACUCAAGAGCUUAACCAGCUGUUUUUGCUUUGGACUCCUGCUCACACUGGAAUCAUACAAACAGGAAAGCAAGUGGCCAGAAUUGGGGGAACUCUAGAUGUGUGGGGCAAGGCUUUGCGUCAACAAUCUGCUCCCCCAAAUUCAGAUGAAUGCUGUGGGUUGUGGCACAAUAUAAAAGACCUGUGUCAUAGGUCUUUUAUUUCUUCCUUAGAAAUCCCAGUGCAUGAGUUCUUGUGUAUACUUAGAAUCUCUGGCCAUUGUCAACGAAGGGCUUUUGUGUCUUGUCUCCCAUAAUGCAGAGCUGGUGAAGAGGCUGCCCCCCAGCUGUUGUUCAACUCAAUCUGCUAGUGAUGAUGGAAACUUGAGUCCACUAUCAUCUUGCAGGGCCACCUGUUCCCCAUUUCUGCCAUUGUGGAAGAGAACAGCUUCUGAGCAGAGGCAAUCCAGUAACCUGAAUCUUGCCAUGUUCAGUCGCUAGUGGAAGGGGCGGAUAGACCUCUAGUGUUUAUAUAGAUUCCACUAGCAAAAAUGGCAACUUUCUGUAUGCUGUACAUGUGUCAUCUUUGUGUGAGUAUGAAGGAAACGCAGCAGGGAUACACUCUGCAUGAAGAGGAUCUUCUCUGCCAUGACGAACCAACGUGGGCAGCUGGUAGCUAGCCUGGCCAAUCUGAGACCCAACAGCAUCAGCUUGCAAGCAUUCACUCAGCUGGGAUUUAACAGCAGAAAACUAAACACUUUCCAGACUUUAAACGUCUGUGUCUUAAACUAAAAGCUGACCUCCUGCCUUUUUGUUUAAAAACAUGCCCAACCAAGAGAGAAUGUUCCCAUCUUAAUAGGUCCAGUUACUUUUUGCCAGGGAUGACCCAAACUGUCCUGCUGUCUGAACUGAAAGGAAGAGGAACCCUGUCACUUUUCCCACUUUCCUGCCCUUCUGCUUCCCAGCUGUGUAAAAAAAAAAAAAUUAGUGGCAACCUGGCUAGUUUUCCUUCCUUACAUAGGAGUGAGCAGGAGAGAGGUCAUGUGAGGACAGACACAGAGGUGACAACGGGUGGGUGGGACAGGACAUGAGGCAACUUCAGCUGGAACUUUCCGGAAAGGGAGAACUGUGCAAAUGCUCAUUGGAAGUGUUCUACAGCUGAAGGGAGGCCUCCUCGCUCUGCCCAACAGUAGGGCUGGCCCUGCUAUUUGCUAGCAAUUCAUUGUAAAAUAGUUAACCUUUUUGUUGUUGUUGUUGUUAAUGCAAUGCCUUAUUUUAAUUGGGGUGGGAGAAGUGUUAUUGAACAUGUUAUUGAAUGUUAUUGAGUGUUAUUGAACAUGUAUUCAGCAGGCAUUCUAUAUUAUACCUAUUUCUCACUUUCUUUGAGAUAAGGCACUCUCCCUCCUCUGCCUUCUUAUACAGAGGGCCUUCAAAAUAAAUUAGACAGUGCCUCCUCUCAUUGCCAACCAUUAGCCAUGGCGAGUUGCAGUCCAAAAAAUUGUCCGGAAGGCACCAUCUCAGGGUAGACGCUUCAGCCUGAUAACUUUAAUCACAGCAACUGUCUGUCACUAGAACACUAAUAAUCAUGCAGGCUGCCGCCUAUGUACUUUGCCUCCGAUCCUUUCCUAGCCAUUUGGCUUUCUUUCAUUUUCCAGCUAUUCUUGGUGAAUAAUAAGUGCUACAAAGCUGGCACAGAAGGGAAACUCUGUUCUUUUGUGACACUGAAAGGGGGUCAAUGAUUUAAUUUUGAAAAGGCUGCCCUCUAGACCCCAAUUAGAAGAGCAGCUUUAAAUAAGUUAACUUUUCUACACUGGGUAUGUCAAAAUAUUAUGGCUGCGUUGUGAAGUUGUGGCAGGUGAUUGGUGUUAACUUUGCUUUCUGACAGCCUGGUAUCUAUUGUUUGGUGGCUCUAUCGUGUUGUGGCAGUGAGCUGAAAAGAGUAUAUUGUGUCUUGGAGAGUCAGGGGAAGUUGCUGCCCUCCUGUGCUCCCAUCAGUGUACAGACGUGGGUCUCCGCAAAGACAUGCUCAGGAUACUAAAUCUACACAUCAUGAAGUUCCAUCUGCCAUACUAAAGAAGCCAAUAUAGUUUUUGGUAAGCAAGUGAAGAGGGAACACAACACCACUGCUUAUGACUGCUGGAAAAGCACAGCAAACCAUUCCCAAGCAAAUUCAUCGCUCCAGUCUGAUACAGUGUGUCUGUAGAUAGCUAUGCAGGUAAACCAAACAGAUAUUUCCUGAAAGCUAUAACAUCUUUCCUACAACUAAAAGAAACCAGAGGUCACAUGAGAUCAGCCUGUCUUUUCCAUCACAUGUUCUCAAGCCGACUAGAGUGGUCGUAUAGACCAGAUGGGCGGGAUACAAAUCAAAUAAACAAGUAC